UCUUAGUGUACUAAUUGCUCGCUAUAAGCUAGGUUAUUGCGCCCCUAAACCAACGUACUGACAACGCUACCUCCCCGGAACUCAAACUUUAACCGGGCAUGACUUGGUACAUCCAGUGACCCAGCAAAAAGUAGCCUCGGUACAGCCAGAAGUAGCAACAACUCGCAAAAGGGGAUCCUUGUCUGACUGGUGGCUGGACCACUAAGUCACCAUCAAAUUAGAUCUAGAAAUAUCUUGUUUGGACAUACCGGUACCUCAGUCCUCAAAGUGAAAUGUCGGCCUCCAACUUCAACUUCGAGAACUCCCUGAAUGAAGUGAGCAAGCUGGAUGCACCGCUUCAGCGAGGUCCGUUAAUGAGAUGGCAGAGGAAAGCAUUGGAGCAAGGACGAAAACAAAGUGAAAUCAAAUGUGGGAAUAGUCGCAAUGCACUGACACCCCUCCAGUCAACCAACACCAGAACGCCUGGAAAGUCAGGAGAGAGGUCGGCUGGCACUAAGAAAACACCAAGCAAAUCAAAGACGCCCAACAAAUCACAAGAUAGAUUCAUUCCCAACCGAGCCACAACAGACUUCAGCCGAGCCCAUUUCAUAAUGACCAACUCAGAAAAUGAGAACCCUGAUGACUCCACUGAGCCUGAUUAUCAGCAGAAACUGAGUGAGGCGAUGGGCAAUCAGAACCAAGAAGGCAGCAAGAUUCUCUCAUUCAAACAGAAGGCUCCUCCUGUCCCAGAAGGUUAUCACAGUCAGCUCAAGGUUCUCUACAGCUCGAGCAAGUCCAGUGUGACCAAAUGUUCGAGCUUGAGGCAUAUCCCACAGACCUCUGAAAGAAUACUGGAUGCUCCUGAACUAGUCAAUGAUUAUUAUCUAAACUUGAUCGACUGGUCAUCAAACAAUCACCUGGCCGUUGGACUUGCCAACCUUGUCUUCAUCUGGAACGCUAGUGACAGCAGCACCUCACAGCUGUUUGAGUUAGAAGGCCCGGAGGAGUACAUCACAUCGGUCAAGUGGAUCAAGGAGGGAAGCUUCAUCGCCGUGGGGGAUAGCAGUGGGAACGUCCAGCUGUGGGAUGUCGGUCAGAAUAAGAAAAUCAGGACGAUGGGUGGUCAUGCGUCGCGGGUUGGGUCGCUCUCUUGGAAUUCUUACAUCCUCUCCAGUGGGUCGAGAUCAGGUGCCAUCCACCAUCAUGACGUACGAGUGGCUGAGCAUCACGUGGCUACCCUCGACCAUCAUGUCCAGGAAGUGUGUGGCUUGGCGUGGUCUCCCGACGGCAGACAUCUUGCUAGUGGCGGCAAUGACAACGUCCUCAAUAUUUGGGAUGCAAGCCUUGGCCAGGAUGUGACACCUGUUCAUACAUUCACAGCUCAUGACGCUGCAGUUAAGGCGGUAGCCUGGUGUCCGUGGCAACCUCAGCUCCUUGCCAGUGGUGGUGGGACCGCUGACCGAACCAUCUGUAUUUGGAAUGUUGACACAGGAAUGAAAGUCUCCAGCACCAAUACAGGAUCACAGGUGUGUGCCUUGUUGUGGUCUCCCAUCUACAAGGAGCUGAUGUCUGGUCACGGCUUCAAUCUCAAUCAGCUGACCAUCUGGAAGUAUCCGGCCAUGACGAAAGUAGCAGAACUUAUGGGACAUGAAGAUCGUGUCCUUGGACUAUGCACUUCUCCAGAUGGCACUACUGUAGCUAGUGCUGCUGCCGAUGAAACAAUCCGUCUCUGGAAAUGUUUUGAACCUGAGAAGACAACAAGCAAGAGCAAAUCCACUAAGAAUUCUAAAGGAAGUACUAGUGUUCUCCAGAAAAGUUUACGAUAAAAAAAACUGUUUGAAACUAAGUCUAGAAUGAGUAUUAGUGAAAGUACCUCUGUUCCCUGAGCUUCAUGAGGAUUGAUAGGCCCCUGCAGGCGUGGCGGCUUUCUUGUGAUAAUGACAAUAGUAAAUAUGUACUCUGAGAAUUUCCUGUGUGACAACUUGUGUUGUAAAACACAAAAACGAUGAAAACAAUCGUAAGUGUACUCAUCUGUAUGUUUCUGCCGAUUGUAUCGUGUACAUCAGCAUAGAGAUGGAAGCUUUGGCUUUCGAUCAAACUGCGUUACCUUCAAAAUGUCAUCAAGACACAAUGGGUGUCGUGGUUGUGACUUUGUCCCAGCUGAGAACAACCAAAGGUUUCUCCUGUUACAUAUGUUCUUGUUUCACUGUUGUUACUUGUUUAAACAUUACGCAUUUAGUUCAGCAUUUAUUUUGGCACGUUUUCUUUUUGCCUUCUUUAUAAUAAACCACAUGGCAGGGUGUAUAGCCUUCGUUGUGGCGAGUCGUAACAUUGGGAGGUAACUCUCAUUGUCCCUUGUACUACAAAGAUGAAGGCCGAUCCUUGACAUUUGCCAAAUGGCCUUCAUUCUCUUCUGUUUCUGUCACAUUUUUGUCCUCAACUUUCAAUGGUUUGUAGAAACAAGCCAUCAAAAUUCGCUGUAUGAGAUCUUCCCUUAUCUGGGAUGUUUGAAUAGCCAUAAUAUAAACAAACUAAAUCAACAUCUACAAUUUGUCAAAUAUAUUUUUUAUUCUUCAGUCCGCUUGUACGUCUUGAGGUGCCUGAAUUU
Lineus longissimus is the source of this 2587-nucleotide messenger RNA. RefSeq names its product cell division cycle protein 20 homolog. The record is from RefSeq and is a predicted model, not a curated record. Gene Ontology annotation, biological process: positive regulation of ubiquitin protein ligase activity; positive regulation of anaphase-promoting complex-dependent catabolic process; anaphase-promoting complex-dependent catabolic process. Gene Ontology annotation, molecular function: anaphase-promoting complex binding; protein binding; ubiquitin ligase activator activity. NCBI's taxonomy places the organism in Eukaryota, Metazoa, Nemertea, Pilidiophora, Heteronemertea, Lineidae. Bases 273 to 1805 code for a protein of 510 amino acids. Gene Ontology annotation, cellular component: anaphase-promoting complex. The transcript is spliced from 10 exons.